AUGAACUCGCGCGCAAGUCUAUUCGAGCUCAAAGGUCGUCCAAGUGUUUCUGGUUCGACCUCUCACAAUACAGUCCUUGCAACAGAAGAAUCAAAGCAACGGCGCAUCCAGCAACGACUCGCUCAAAAGCAACAAGAAUACGAGAGCCUGCUACAACUCAAACAGCAUGCAGAUUCGUUAUUAGCGUCGAUGCAGCAAUUGGAGACGGAGCUGGGAUCGCUGAGCCAAGGAACAGAGACGGUGGCCAGUGUCAUGGCGAACUGGGCGAAUGUGUUCAAAGCUAUCAAUAUGAGUACCAUUGGCCUACAAAAACAACAAGAGGAGCAGGAAGCAGGGGAAGAACAAACAGAGUCACGGACGCGUCACAGCGAUUCAGAGAUGCCAGAGACAUUGGUGAGGAUACCUAUCCAAAGAGAAUAA
This is a messenger RNA of Protomyces lactucae-debilis, 420 nucleotides long. Its product is annotated as DASH complex subunit Dad2-domain-containing protein. Gene Ontology annotation, cellular component: mitotic spindle pole body; mitotic spindle midzone; mitotic spindle. Lineage: Eukaryota; Fungi; Ascomycota; Taphrinomycetes; Taphrinales; Protomycetaceae. The transcript has a single exon. Gene Ontology annotation, biological process: mitotic cell cycle; attachment of spindle microtubules to kinetochore. The coding region runs from base 1 to 420 and encodes 139 amino acids. The record is from RefSeq and is a predicted model, not a curated record.